AUGGCUUCAGCAGGCGGCCGCCGAUGGCAGAGUUUCGUGCAGGAGCUGGUGAUGGUUGCUGGCACGUCGGCUUCGGCAUACUUCCUUAUUCGUUACCUCCUAUCGCGCCUCGAUUUCGACCCGGAGAGCCAGAAGAAGGAGGAACAACGGCAGAAGUCAGCAGCCAUCUUGCGCCGAUUAGACGGUGCCGAGGAAACAGAUGACGAAGCGCCCCGAGGGGGGAGUGCGAAGCGAAGCCGCCGACAACGAAGAGGCGAGCUGACGCUGAACCAAUACGAACAAGCCGUUGCGAUGGAUGUGGUUGCGCCAGAAGAUAUUAAUGUGUCGUUCGAAGAUAUCGGAGGUCUCGACCAUAUUAUUGAGGAGUUGAAAGAGUCCGUGAUCUAUCCGUUGACGAUGCCUCAUCUUUACGCCUCCACAUCAUCCCUCCUGACCGCACCAUCCGGUGUUCUCCUGUAUGGGCCGCCUGGUUGCGGAAAGACCAUGCUUGCUAAGGCGCUGGCGUCUGAGAGUGGCGCGUGCUUCAUUAACCUGCACAUUUCUACAUUGACGGAGAAGUGGUAUGGUGAUUCAAAUAAGCUGGUCAAUGCGGUCUUCUCUCUUGCACGCAAGCUUCAGCCCACCAUUGUGUUUAUUGAUGAAAUUGACGCAGUCCUGGGAACUCGGAGGAGCGGCGAGCACGAGGCGAGUGGGAUGGUGAAGGCGGAAUUCAUGACGCACUGGGACGGUCUCACCUCCGCCAACUCAACUGGUGAGCCGCAGCGAAUUGUUGUUUUGGGAGCCACCAACCGGAUCCAGGAUAUCGAUGAGGCCAUUUUGCGGCGUAUGCCCAAGAAAUUCCCUGUCACUCUUCCUCCUGCCCAGCAGCGACUUCGGAUUCUGAGCUUAAUCCUCAAGGAUACUAAGGUCGAUCGGGACCACUUCGACCUCCACUAUCUGGUUAAGACUAUGGCCGGCAUGUCCGGCAGCGAUAUCAAAGAGGCCUGCCGAGAUGCCGCCAUGGCUCCGGUGCGCGAAUUGAUCCGACAGAAGAAGUCGGACGGUAUGCAGAUGACUGCUGUCGACCCUCAUGAAGUCCGUGGCCUUCGCACCGAGGACUUCUUUUCCCGCGCCGGUGGUGUGAAGGUUAUGCCACAACCUCUUCAGGUGCCCACCACUCCAACCGGAAAGGUUGUCGAGAAAGAAGAUGGAGACUGGAGCACCGAGGAUGAGGCAGCCUCGGAGUCUGAGGCCCGUCCCUCUGAGAUGGCUGAGCCCCCAGAGUGA
Molecule: messenger RNA, 1266 nt
Organism: Penicillium canariense
Lineage: Eukaryota; Fungi; Ascomycota; Eurotiomycetes; Eurotiales; Aspergillaceae
Product: protein-degrading AAA family ATPase MSP1
Exons: 2
Coding region: 1-1266 (421 amino acids)
Cellular component (GO): mitochondrial outer membrane
Molecular function (GO): ATP hydrolysis activity; ATP binding
Source: RefSeq, a predicted model, not a curated record